AUGAAGUUCAUCAUCCUUCUUUGUGUGGCUAUAGCCUCUAUCUGCGGCGCCACCAGCAAUGUCUGCAAUUCAGGGAUUUACGAGCUGUUAUCACCUCUCAGCGCGUACCCUCCAGCGCAAAGCUAUUGCUCAGCGCACUAUCCACCAACGACAGUGACUGUCUCAACCACCAUCCUUAGCAAGAAGAGAUUCAGGUUUGCGCGAGCCACGCCCGCUGCCGAAUACAAAGGAGUGGUUCCCAAGAAACGCCAUGCGACCACGACCACUCCUUCUCACACAACCACAACGACCGUGGACGCAAAGGCGGCCCAGUGGUCGAGCUUCCUGAAGACAGCUGGAGCCAUCGUCUCCACCUUCUGCCAGUGCAUUGAGAGUCAUCCUACGGUUGGUGCCCCUCCUUCUACAACUACAUCAACAAUCAUUCAAAGCACCUCCUCGGCUUCUUAG
Fonsecaea multimorphosa CBS 102226 is the source of this 447-nucleotide messenger RNA. RefSeq lists its product as uncharacterized. The record is from RefSeq and is a predicted model, not a curated record. The transcript is spliced from 3 exons. Lineage: Eukaryota; Fungi; Ascomycota; Eurotiomycetes; Chaetothyriales; Herpotrichiellaceae. The coding region runs from base 1 to 447 and encodes 148 amino acids.